Messenger RNA from Fonsecaea erecta, 3831 nucleotides. RefSeq lists its product as hypothetical. The coding region runs from base 1 to 3831 and encodes 1276 amino acids. The record is from RefSeq and is a predicted model, not a curated record. The transcript is spliced from 9 exons. Gene Ontology annotation, biological process: carbohydrate metabolic process; DNA-templated transcription. NCBI's taxonomy places the organism in Eukaryota, Fungi, Ascomycota, Eurotiomycetes, Chaetothyriales, Herpotrichiellaceae. Gene Ontology annotation, molecular function: zinc ion binding; DNA binding.
AUGGCAUUUGACCACGGGGAUACCGCGAAGCGGUUAAAGACUCUCGACAUAGGUUUUAAUGGUGUUUCGGUGUCGACUGACUUUCAGGGAACGAUCCUGCAAAUAAGCACAUUCCAUCCGAAGCAUGGCAUUGUUCUCGCCGAGCCCUAUGAGCAGUUCGAUGGAACCAGGUUCAGGGACACUCCGUAUGUACGGGAGUACCGAGCCCGAAUGCUGAGGUCCAUCAAGACGGGCAAGCCAGGCUUUGGAUUGCGUUUUGAUGUCGAGUCCCAAGACGCCCAGAUAACCCUAGAUGGGUUGGGACGAGCAACAAUAUCUUUCUGUACAGCUGACGGCCUUUCGAUUACGACAUCUUUGCGCGUCACUGAGGAUGGAGAGGUCAUUCAAUAUUCCGAGGUGAGGUCUUCUUGCAACUCAACUUCCCAGUUGAAGUACACAAUGGAUUGUGGUAUCAGUGUCAACCGGGCAUCGUAUGGACAACUCACUGAAGGGGGACCGAUUCCCAUCCCCAAGUCAGAGAAUAAAUUCAGCUUCGCCGAUGGUGGCCGGGGGUUUUUGAUCACCAACGCCCCCCUUGGUGCACAACUUCAAGGACAUAUGGAAAGCAACGGUCAGCCGGUCGACAUGCACGAGGCUAUCCAAGAGAAGACAUUUGUGGACUGCCCCGUAAAAGGAGCAUAUUCUCAGACACUGGAAAUCCCGCCACGGGCAUCAUGGACACUGACAGCAAAGUUCAACUUGCGACCGGCAAUAAGUUCUCAGACGUCUCGCCGUCCGGACACCUCACCUGCAGUUGGACUGCCGCUGCUCUGGCGAGACCAAGAGACGACCAGCAAAUUGAUCGUCCGCCGGAAUCUUGAGUACAUCCUCGGUAAUUGCGCGGUCCCGUUGUCGCCUUCUCAGGAUGCCGUUUGCCUCCUCACAGAUCACGUUGCUUUACCGCUCGGUUGGAUGAGAGACAACUAUUGGCAGAUUCAAUUCUUAAUCCAGGUAUAUCGGAACCUAGGUAGAUUAUCAGAGGGGGCCACUUGUGCGGCUUACUCUGAAGUGAUCAAGGCCACAGUGAAGGGCCAUCUGACCUGGAUUUUCCGAUAUGCACAACGACCCCAUAAAUUCUGGCAUCGAUCAUAUCUGACGACAGGUCGGCCCAAAGAUGGGGCCGUUUUCCAGCUAGACCAACAGUGCUAUCCGCUACUGGAGAUCUGUGACUUCUGGGAGACCUUUCCAGGGGAGCAGACGUUUGUGGAGGAAAUCUUGAAGUCGGACGCUGUGGCUCAAGUCUUGGACCUCAUCGAAUCGAAGAAAGACCCGUCCACGGGACUCUUCCCGACCGAUGAAACUCCAGGCGAUGAUCUAGUGGAAUAUCCGUUCCACUUCUCGAGUCACGUCUUGCUAUGGCAUGCGUUGUCUAGGCUUGCGAAAGUGAUGACGCAGGUGACGGGUUCUCCGUUGGGGAAGCGAAUGGCAGCCUUCGCCGAAGAUGUGCGUACUGCAACAUUGAAGCACUUCCUAUGUUUUGAUCCAAUGCGAGGUUCGUCCACUUUCUCGUACCUCGUGGAUGGGUUUGGUCACCGGACAUUUUACCACGAUGCCAAUGACCUGCCAACCCUCUUUGCUCCCUUGUGGGGCUUCAUCAGGACCAGCAACGAGAAACAAGCUUGGCACAGCACUAUGGAAUUUGCCUUCACGGAUGCGAAUGAGGGAGGAUACUAUGGAGAUGGGCCCUUUGGAGGUCUAGGGAGCGUUCAUACGCCCGGACCGUGGACACUGGGCUACUUCCAGCAGUGGAAGUAUGCUCAGAUGACUGGCAAUACCCAGGAAGAAGCUGUCGCAUGGAAGAAGAUCUGUGGUGUGAUGUUCUGGGAUGGGACGUUUUCAGAAGCAGUAAAAGGGAAGUCGAAGACCGUCUCGAUCCCACGUCGGGAGCACGACGCGCUCAAAGCCAGGUGUGCGUUGCUGGAACAGGCACUCGCAGAAGCCAUCCCUUCGCAACGUGAGAGGGACAAGUUGAUGCAACAUAUCCAAGCAAAGCACAGUUCGCCUGACGGAUCACGUGGCCAACAUUUGAGUCGAGAUAUCGCCGAAGACACCCAACAUCUUCGCGAAGGGCGAAUCCUUCAAGAUCCAGAUGGCACAAUGCGCUAUCUCGGUGAAUCUUCAGGAGCCACUUUUCUCAAUCACCUGCGAGAAUACAUGGCGACGGUCUUCCCACAGGCGUUUGGAGCUGCUUGGGCGGGCGCCCCGAAUCCGGAUGCGACGGCUUUCAUCUCAGCACUAGGGAAAUACCAAACCCACGAUAGCAGGCCUCUGCUAACUUCUACGGUCGACCCUCACAUAUCGGCGACAAAGGAACAAGCUGCCACGAUGCUCUCGGAAUUUCAACACUCCGCCCAGGAUGGUGAAGGGACUUUCGCUUCUGGUGGCAUCUAUUAUUGGAUCAAUGCCCGAGCUGCUCUGGACGAAUAUCGAGGUUAUGUCGACGGUGUGAGGUCCAUUGAAGCCAGUCCCAAUGUCGUGACCGCCAAUGCCGCGUUUGCCGUUGCUUGCCAGUUCAAUUCAAAGUGCGCACCGCCUUGGGAAACUGGAUUUGGACAGACCUUCUUCGCGAGAGCAAAAGGCCUGCUGGGAAAUCCCCUUGACCACUCAGUCAUCAACGAUGCAACCGUCCUGGCUCUUCUAGGGUUCUACCUGCUCAAUAGUAAUCGUCGUGAUGCUGCAUACAUCUACGUCAGCAUCGCAAUGCAUAUUCUUAUCGUCCACGGAGUCCACCGAGCCUGGAUGGUCGACGAACAAGGCAAACGACUGUUUUGGACUGUUUAUGUCCUGGACCGUUGGCUGAGUUGUUUGAUGGGCAGACCGGCUCUCAUUUCCGACGACGCGAUCAAGUUAGACCUGCCGCGCGACUCAAGUGGCCUGCCUCCUCCAGAUGGUCUUCGUGCUCAUAUUGAGCUUGCCAGAGUCUCAAACUACAUAGUCUCGAAUGUGUAUGAUGUUGCACGGCAGAGCGAGGAACCCCUGAUGACAACCUUGUGCAUUCAAAAGUCUCUGAGACUAUUGUCAUCCUGGUCCGAAAAUCUCUCUGUCACAGUGAUAGGUACAGAGGAAAACUUGAGCCGGGACCGAGCUGUUGGGGAACUGCACAUGGCGCACAAUCAGCUUAUCAUUCUGACUGUCCGACCUUUACUGUUCAUCAACGUCAAGCGAGUCACAGCAGACAUGCUUUUGAACGGCCGCACAACAGGUCAUGAGAUAACGCACAAGACUGAACUCGAUCUGUGUGCUGAUGCUGCGAGAACAAAUGUCCGUCUGUGGCAUCGACUUUUGAACCUGCAACGACCUGCAAGGCUGUCGGCUUCUAGCGUGCAUUACCUGUUCAACGCUGCUCUCGCGUUGCAGCUUUACCAGCUUCUGGGCCACGGCGAGGCACAGGACUAUGAAGAUGUGGGUUUCGUCAUUUCCAUCCUCGAUAUGGACCACAGCAGCAACAAAGAGUACGCAGCCGAUUGUGCGGGGGUUCUCACCGACUUCAACUCGUUGACGGCCAAACUACGCAACGUCGAUCUGUUGAGGGCGGUCUCCCGAACUGAGAAUGUGCGCGAACGUCCCCAUGGCCUGCCAUCUAACUCUUCAAUCAUACUCUCUCCGAACAGCGAGACCAGUCAAACAAGUUACACGGAAUCUCACAAUCAAUACCGAUCUGAUUCUAGCGAACUCAAAGUCGACCGCCCAGACUUGCCCCCUUACAAUCAUCAAACUUACAAUGAGCUGCUUUCUUGGUUACAAAGUGAUACUCUCCAGCAGAAGUUUGACUUCCCGCAUCGCUUUGGUUGA